Messenger RNA from Penicillium subrubescens, 972 nucleotides. Its product is annotated as DUF924 family protein. NCBI's taxonomy places the organism in Eukaryota, Fungi, Ascomycota, Eurotiomycetes, Eurotiales, Aspergillaceae. The record is from RefSeq and is a predicted model, not a curated record. The coding region runs from base 1 to 972 and encodes 323 amino acids. The transcript has 3 exons. Gene Ontology annotation, molecular function: protein binding.
AUGGCUCACCUGGUGCGCGCGAACACGCUACGCACGACGAGACUCUCCUCGCGCCAUUUAUCAACUUGGUCGCUUAGCGCCCAGCCACAUCUCUCGCCCCUAGCUGUGAACCGUGCCACGCCUCUGACGUACAGAUUCAAGACGCGAGCUUCCUGUCCUUCUCGACUACCGACUCGCUUCUUCCAUUCGGCACGGUUUGCCAUGAUGAGCAAUGUUUCAGAGUUGAAGGAGACCUUGACUCCUGAUCUUCUGGAAGAAAUUCGCGAAUUUUGGUUCGAGCACAUGGAAGAUGAGGACGCUUUGAUCCUCCCUGGCCAGAGUGAUAUGCAGCGUUGGUUUACUCGCGAUGAGACUUUCGACAAGAUCUGCGUUGCACAAUUCCAACCUGCCCUAGACACCAUUAUUGAAUCCAGUGCAUCCGCAGCAGAUAUCCUGGAUGCAAUCGAUAUCUCAUCCCCCCUGGACUGGCUGAGUAUCAUCCUCCUUUUGGACCAAGUACCUCGGAACUGCCAUCGUGGAGACGAGUCAAAGCUUGUAUUCGGCCGCUUUGACCCACUUGCGGAAGAGAUUGCUGUUCGUGCAAUCGAUGCCGGUAUUCCGACCAAAUAUUCAGAAGUGCGAUACCGCCUCGCACGUCGCUUCUGGUUUCACAUGCCACUGAUGCACUCUGAAAAUCUUGCCGUACAUGAGCAAGCCGUCAAGCAGCAUGAGGAGACGGCGAAAGAUAUGGGUCGUUUUCUCCUAAGGGAUGUAUCUACCUUGAGUGAGGAUGAGAAGAAGUGUUAUGGGAUUCUGUCGAAUAAACAGGAUGCUCUCAGCGCGUUAUUGACCAAUUUACUCGAUUUUGAGAAGAGGCAUAAGGUUAUUAUCGAGCGGUUUGGGCGGUAUCCGCACCGGAAUCAAGCACUGGGUAGGGUGCCGACCGCGGAGGAGACCGAAUAUUUGAAGAAUGGUGGGGAGACCUUUGGUUGA